AUGCCUUAUGAUCUUAAGCGCUUAUUUAUUGAAAAUGAUGAGGAAAGUGCUCAUUUCAGAAACAAUGUUCGGUCCUAUAAUAACAACUUGGGAUUCACAUUCGUUGCUGCAAAAUAUGAUCCAGAACUGACCAAGAACAUGAAAAGUGUUUAUAUUUUUCGUGUUCAAGAAUUAGCAAAAAGGAUUGAAAGUUCUGAUAAGUUGCGUGAAAGCACUUUAAGAUUACUUAUGCGCAUCCUUUCAAACAAUCCUUAUGCUAAAUUCUUUAAGAAUCUCAGAAAUGUCCCAAACAUUGAUACCUAUAGAAUUGUUUUGAAUUGUUAUCCUGGUUUGGACCAGCGUGUCUAUAAUCUGCCUACGGCCUCUCAAGUUGCUGCCAUAUGGACUGAGGAUGAUGGUGAAUCGGCAGAUAGAAAUAUUCAUAUUCAAGUUUAUACCUACUCAAAUACCAGCCAUAGAAUUAAGCAUUACUAUGGCUGCUAUGAUCCUUUGCAGUACCCUAUUCUCUUUCCUCAAGGUGAAUAUGGAUGGCACCAUGGUGUUAAAAAACUUUGCAAGAGGAAGAGAAAGGCAGAUUCUUGUGAGGAUGAUUUAAAUGUUGAUCCUUCCUCUUUUGAUGACCUUUCACAUUUACUUGAUUUGGAAGGCAGAGCCGUUGAACAUGGAAAGAACGAAGAUGACACUGUAUCAGCAAGAGAAUAUUUCAGAUCAAAAAUUCUUCAAGGGGUAUUGGAUAGUAUCUCUCUAGACCAAACUAAAGGUUCUAAAGUUGAUCGUAGGAUAAUGUUGCCUGCUUCCUUUAUAGAUGGUCCUAGAGACAUGAGAUACCGCUAUCUUGAUAUAAUGGCACUUGUACAAAAAUAUGAAAAAUCAGACAUUUCUCUUACCAUGACCUGCAAUCCAGCAUGGAAAGAAAUUCAAUGCAAUCUAAAGUAUCAUGAGAAGUCGCAGAAUAGGCCUGAUCUUUUAGCUAGAGUUUUUAGAGCUAAAUUUGAAAUGAUUAAACAUGAACUCUUGAAUAGGCAGAUUUUUGGUGAGGUGGAAGCAAGCAUCUAUGUCAUUGAGUUUCAAAAACAGGGAUUUUCACAUGUUCAGUUGUUACUCAUUUAA
Molecule: messenger RNA, 1110 nt
Organism: Coffea arabica (coffee)
Lineage: Eukaryota; Viridiplantae; Streptophyta; Magnoliopsida; Gentianales; Rubiaceae
Source: RefSeq, a predicted model, not a curated record